This is a messenger RNA of Abrus precatorius (Indian licorice), 849 nucleotides long. RefSeq lists its product as uncharacterized. Lineage: Eukaryota; Viridiplantae; Streptophyta; Magnoliopsida; Fabales; Fabaceae. Gene Ontology annotation, cellular component: cytoplasm. The record is from RefSeq and is a predicted model, not a curated record. The transcript is spliced from 7 exons. Bases 252 to 608 code for a protein of 118 amino acids. Gene Ontology annotation, molecular function: protein phosphatase inhibitor activity.
AGAAGAGAGGAGAGAGAGACAGAGAGUUAGAGAGAGAAGGAGAGAGCAGAGACACCAUUCGGUGCUCCGCUGAAUACGGUUGUGGCCCCACCGCUCCGGUGAGUGACUUCUGUCCUUUUCCUUCAACUUGAUCUUCAUUUUCUGUCUCUUUAUUCAGUUUCAAAGCUGCUCCAUUUGUUCCACCCCAUUAUCAAGUUCAGUAUUUUUUUUUUUUACCUAAAUUUCUGCAGUUUUACACUCAAAAGGACCUCAUGUCUAACAUAGAGCAUAACAAAGGUCUUGGACUGAUGGAUGUGGAUGCAUCAGAUGAGUCGGCUAACGACAUGCCAUCAUCCCAGAAGCAGGAGGAGGCUGUAAAGAAAAAAUAUGGAGGAAUCGUGCCCAAAAAGCCACCACUCAUAUCUAAGGACCAUGAGCGUGCUUACUUUGAUUCUGCGGAUUGGGCACUUGGAAAGCAAGGUGGAGAGAAGCCUAAGGGACCACUUGAGGCUCUUCGCCCUAAAUUGCAGCCAACACAGCAGCAAACGCGUUACCGGAAAUCUCCAUACGCUCCUUCAGGAGAAGAAGGGGGAAGUGUUCCAUCAGAGGAUGCACCUUCCAAUGAGUAAGCAGCAGUCAGUCUUUUGAUGAUGUGCUGACAAUUGUUGUAAUACCUCAGUGUAGGUAUGACUUUUUGUUGUUUUCAACAAUAAAGGAAGUUCAUCAUGUAUUCAUAUUAGCACAAGACAUGGCAAACUAUUUUACUUGAACCUACGCUGUAGACACAUACUUGGGAUUAUGAUUGUGUUUUACUCCCCCUACCCCCAAAAAACAAAACAAAACACACCCUUCUCUCUUUAUUUGACUAAA